Messenger RNA from Pseudoliparis swirei, 1435 nucleotides. It is a transcript of the gene tal2, whose product is annotated as T-cell acute lymphocytic leukemia 2. Bases 259 to 600 code for a protein of 113 amino acids. The record is from RefSeq and is a predicted model, not a curated record. Lineage: Eukaryota; Metazoa; Chordata; Actinopteri; Perciformes; Liparidae. Gene Ontology annotation, molecular function: DNA-binding transcription factor activity, RNA polymerase II-specific; protein dimerization activity; RNA polymerase II cis-regulatory region sequence-specific DNA binding. Gene Ontology annotation, biological process: regulation of transcription by RNA polymerase II. The transcript has 3 exons.
CCCUCAGGAACGAUCCCCAGACAAAGGCGACCCCGAGGGACAUCGACUCCGAGCCUCCCUGCUGCCUCUGGACAGCCGCAUCCAGCACUGGCUGGCCACCAUCAAUAACCCGCCAGGAUCUCUCAGCGAGCAUGAGGAGACACGUCUGAGUGGACACUGACAGCGGACUCCUGGACACGGAUGAUCUGCAGAGGACGAGUCUGCCACUGAGAUUUCUGCUCAUUUCUACACAGACACACACAGCUCCGCCCGGCGACCAUGACCCGGAAGGUGUUCACCAACACGAGGGAGCGCUGGCGCCAGCACAACGUCAACACGGCCUUCAUCGAGCUGCGCAAGCUCAUCCCGACUCAUCCUCCGGAGAAGAAGCUGAGCAAGAACGAGAUCCUGCGCCUGGCCAUGCGCUACAUCAACUUCCUGGUGCAGCUGCUGGAGAGCCAGACGGGUCAGCCGGCCAGCCACUCGCCCAGCGCCCUGCUCAGCUUCCUCAGGGGGAACAUGGAGCAACUGCACUCCCCUCCUCCGCACGCCUGGGCGCUGACCAGCGACACCGAGGUGCCGUCACCUGGGUCCAGCUGCGACGGCUCCGAGGCCUGGUAGAAAGACUCCAGUGGACCUUCUGACCCUUUUCCUGGGUUUAAAACAACAACUGAUCAUGUUCUCAUGUCCUUUUUUCUUUUCUUUCUCGUGACUCUCUUUGUUUUUGUUCUUUCCCCCCCGCUGCAUUCGUCAAUGCAGAAGAUGCAAUAUUGUGUGAUAUUUGUGCCCCCCCCCCUCCCUCCCUCCCCAAACGUGGGCACUGGGUGUUGAAAUGUGAAUUGCGGGUGAAAACGUAUUUGUAUUCUGCAUGGAAUGGAUGUGUGUAAAAAAAACAAAAUCCUGGAUGUACGAUAUUCCCUUCAUGUUGCCGGCCAGCCUGGAACUAAUUGAGUUUUGCAAUGACAGGGUGGGGUUGUUUUUUUUGCCUUUGAGGAAAAUGGAGGGGAUUAUAGGAAUUUCUCAUUUCAAACACUAGAUUCAACAUUUGAAUAGAUAAUGGCUCAAUUCUCCAGAAUGCAAUUGUCUUAACAUAGCUACGGGCCAUAUUUUUUAUUUUAUUUUUUUAAACGACAUAAUCUGACCUUUUUAUUUUCAUUAACAAAGGUUAUCUGACUCCUGAAGAAUAAUUUUGUUGUUUCUCACACCGAUUAUUCACACAGCGAUGCUCACUGUGGGUCGACUCCAGAUUUUGGGACUCUUGGGAUUGAGUUCGGGAACUUCGGCAAAACUGACAAUCCUCUUCACCACACAAAUAUCGUCUCAUUUAAAUGUUUUUUUGUUUGUUUUUGUAUUUUUUUUAAACAAACGCAUGUCAUAUAGCCAAAGAUUAUGAAUUGAUUGUCUACUGUAAAGAGUGUGCUGAUUAUCUUCUGAUACCUCUUUUAUAAUUUAUUUU